AUGACUGCUAUCGUUCCAUUUCUUAUCGGUGUAGCUGGUGGUCCUUGUUCUGGUAAAUCAACUGUAUGUCAAAAAAUAGUUGAUGAUCUUCAAACAACUGCUGGAGCUGAUCAAGCAAAUCGAGUGACAGUUAUACCAAUGGAGAAUUUUUAUAAACCUCAAACAGCUGAACAACGUGAAAAAGCUCUACGUGGAAAUUAUAAUCUUGAUCAUCCGGAUGCAUUCGAUGAAAAACUUUUAUUGAAAACUUUAGAACAAUUACUUCAUGGUCAAACUGUUAAAAUUGCUCGUUAUGAUCCAGGAAGAUAUGAAUAUGUAGAAGGAGUUAUGGAUACAAUUGAACCGGUACCAGUUAUUAUAAUAGAAGGAAUUUUAGUUUUCUAUUUUCCAGAAAUACGAAAUUUAUUUAAAAUGAAAUUAUUUGUUGAUACUGAUGCUGAUACUCGUUUAGCACGUCGUGUAUUACGUGAUAUGAAAGAACAUGGAAGAAAUUUAGAACACGUUCUAGCUGGUUAUACAAAUCAUGUUAAACCAUCGUUUGAAGAUUUUUGUUUACCAACAAAAAAAUAUGCUGAUGUUAUUAUACCACGUGGUGCUGAUAAUUAUGUUGCUGUUGAUCUUAUUGUUCAACAUAUAAGAGAUUUUCUUAAAAAUAAACCAGGAAAAAUUGAAAGUCAACAAUCAACGGAUCAUACUACACGAUUAAGACCACAUUAA
Adineta steineri is the source of this 717-nucleotide messenger RNA. The record is from the annotation of a GenBank genome assembly. Lineage: Eukaryota; Metazoa; Rotifera; Eurotatoria; Adinetida; Adinetidae.